AGAAAAUGGCUGGCGUGGGCACGGUUCCGGGUUUCAAACUCAGCGUUCUAACUGGAGGCCGGAAGUUAGUAAUAACAACCCGUUGUCAUCGCUGUUUGGGUGGUAUCAUCAUGAAAAAGUGAUGUUUAUGUUUAAAAUAAGGUUUUUGGAGGGAAAGAAUGUUUGGAAUAUUUCAGUAUUUAUAAGUGAUGACAAUUCAGUUGCCUUUAAAUACUUGUUUGUACUGUGUAAUUAGUUCAAAAAGCUUUUGGGUUCAGCCAAGAACCCAGCAUCUCUACUACUUGUGUAGACCUAAGCUUUUUGGGAGGAUAAGAUAUGUUAUUCCUCUUAGAGUUUUACAUACAGGCCAACCCCAUUGUAAAUGGACUAGAGGCAAAACUCUGUGGUAUACGAAGUACCUCUACUGCCAUGGCUUUUUGCAUUGUAGGAUUUUUAAACUUAGCACUUCUAAGGAAUUAACAAACAAUCGCAUGUCACGAUUUAAGAACACUUUAGAAUCUGUUUCAAAAGCUGUGUCUGUAACUCACAGUGAACUGGUUUCACGUAUAGCUCGUCUAAGACCUCAUUCUGGUAUACUGAGCAAAUCGACUGAAGAAAACAGGCAAGAUAAUACUUUUCACGUUACUGUAGAAAAUGACAGACAAACCACAAAUAUCAGGUCUUGGGAAGACUGCGAUGAUAGCUUAGACAUAAAGAAAUCUGUCUCGGUGAGUGGAGACCUAGAUCUGGAAAAUAUUAGUCCGGGGCCACUGAAAGAGCGUACGGAUCUCAAAAACAGCCUUUUCCACGUUAGUUACUUUGCCACAAACUUCGGAGAAACAUACAAUUUCCUUGCCAGUCACAUCAAUUGGUAUUUCAGCACUAGUGUUAUGGAUAAAGAGAAAAAAGGGAGCGCAUUCCCCCCUCAACCAGAGACUCAAGCAGGAGAAGCACCGGAUCCACCAGAAGAAGACAUAUUAAGUAAUGAAAACAGGUUGAAUGCAGCCUCUGCUUUAAUUCCUUCAACUCAGUGUCCGGAUCCUGCAAAGGCCAGCACCACUUCUCUGGCUUCCAGCAAAAAAAGUAUUGCAAAUCUUCUUUCUUAUCCUAGUAACAGUGUGCAGGCCUUUGUGGAUAGUUACAUUGGAGGGCUGGUGCCCAAACUGCGUGCUGAUACAAAAUCUGCUUUGCAAGAAAAGACCAAGGAACAAGAACACGAGGAAACUUUGAAAGAUGACGAAGAGACCAAAAGAGCAGAAGAGAAAGAGAAGAGGCUGUCUCUUCAAAGGGAAAAGAUUAUUGCAAGGGUGAGUAUUGAUAACAGAACCCGAGCUUUAGCUCAAGCGUUACGAAGAUCAUCUAACAGAAGAGUCUAUAUCAACAGGGUUGAAGAAUUGACAUACCAUCUUUUGGAAUUUCCAGAAAGUAGAGGAGUUGCUAUUAAGGAAAAAAUCAUUCCCUGCUUGUUGCGUCUCAGACAGGCAAAUGAUGAAGCUCUUGAGGCUGCUGUUAGGGAGGCUUUGGCAGUAAUAGGAUAUACAGAUCCUGUGAAAGGUUGGGGCAUUCGUAUUCUCACUAUUGAUGGUGGGGGAACAAGGGGUUUAGUGGCACUUCAGACUCUUCGGAAACUCGAAGAGCUUACUGGAAAGCCUGUUCAUCAUCUCUUUGACUAUAUUUGCGGAGUGAGUACAGGUGCUAUACUAGCAUUUAUGUUGGGGUUAUUCCAUAUUCCACUGGAUGAGUGUGAAGAACUAUAUCGCAAACUAGGAACCGAUGUGUUCAAACAAAAUGUCAUUGUUGGGACUGUUAAAAUGGGCUGGAGCCAUGCAUUUUAUGACAGUGAAUCCUGGGAGAAGAUGCUAAAAGACAGAAUGGGAUCAGAUAUUAUGAUUGAGACAGCAAGAAAUCCAAGGUGUCCCAAGGUGGCUGCAAUAAGCACCAUUGUAAACCGAGGCACACCGUUGAAAGCUUUUGUAUUUAGAAAUUACAAUCAUCUACCUGGAGUCCAGUCUCAUUACCUUGGAGGUUGUCAGUAUAAAUUAUGGCAAGCGAUCCGAGCAUCAUCUGCUGCACCAGGCUACUUCCAGGAGUACACGCUGGGCGAUGACCUUCAUCAGGAUGGAGGGCUGCUCUUGAAUAACCCUACAGCUUUAGCCGUGCAUGAAUGCAAAUGUCUUUGGCCGAAUAUGCCCCUGCAGUGUGUAAUAUCCUUGGGAACUGGCAGAUAUGAAAGUGACGGGAAGACCAAUGUCACCUAUACAAGUCUGAGAGCUAAGCUGACUAACGUCAUUAGCAGUGCCACUGACACUGAAGAAGUCCACACUAUGCUAGAUGCUCUUUUGCCUCCAAACACAUACUUCAGAUUUAAUCCUCUGAUGAAUGAAGACAUAGCUCUAGAUGAAAGUCGUAAAGAAAAGCUUAAUCAGUUACGGACGGAUGGCAUUCGAUAUUUAGAACGGAAUGAAGAGAAGCUGAAGAAAGCUGCCAAAAUAUUAACACAGGAAAAAACAACUUUGCAGAGAUUCAAUGACUGGAUCAGAUUGAAGGCUGACAUGUACGAAGGACUACCAUUCUUUUCCAAAUUAUAAAUAUAUCACCAGUGUAAAGCUUAUUUCAGCAAUCUGUACUGUACUAAAAGAGCAAAAUUUUACUAGCUGUUGUAAUUCCUUAUGAAUAGCUGUUUAUAAAGUCACAGAGGAGGAGUACUUCCAUCAGUGAUGGCACAGGGCAAGCUUGUUGCCUUGGAUCUGAAGAUUAAAUUGCAUGAACUUUCAGUACUUUUGCUCAUAUGAGGAAUGGGAAAAGGUUGUCUGAUCCUUCCUCCCCUCCCUGGUAAGACCCCUGAAAAGCUGCUCUUGAAAGCUUCCUGAUUUUUCUAGAUCCAGUUGCCUUUUUCAGAAUGGUUGCUGAGAUAACACCUUUUUGGAUCUGUGCUCUUCUUCACAAUUUUUUGAAAGAGAUUUUACUAGGUCAGUGUUUUCAGAGCUUCACAGUACAAAUUAAAAUUAAAUGCUGGAUUCAUCUGGAUUUUUAUCCAUUGUUUGUUAUGGUCUAUUUAAAUUUGUGAUAAUGAUGAAAGAUUAAUUUGUAUAUUCCAAAAUCAUGCUUUUGACACAACCAUAAGUUGAUCAUUUUGGAGUGGGAGUAUAGAUCAAACUGGACACCCUGCUCUGUACUUAUAUCAGAAUAAGUAAAACCAAUUUAGCCCACUGAAACCAAUGGAACAAAAUUGUGAUAAGUCUGUACAUUUCUUCGUUUUAACUGAGUUGCAGAUUUAGUUGCAAUUAUUGUAAAUUUGCAGAAUGCCUCAGGGUUGUGGCACUGCCAGUAAAUGUCAUCCCUUCUGUGUAAUGGAGAUGUAUAGUGCCUUCUGGCAAAAUUUGUGCAUGUAGACAAAUUUUUACAUUUUCAAAUAAUGCUAAAAUACAAUGUAUAUCAUGUACAUUGGGAUCUGUACAUCAGUUUACUUUAUGAAAUUCACUAUUUAGCUGAUUACCCUAAGGUCUAAAAUAGCUAACAUCUGCCUGUAUUUUCUUUGAAACAUUAAAGACUUUUCAUUGGUUCUGUUGCUACAUAAUUUCCUAUUUGAAUGUAACUCUGAAAUAUACUGUAAACUUUGUCUUGCAAGAAAGAAAAUAAAUUCUUAAACUGA
This is a messenger RNA of Eublepharis macularius, 3631 nucleotides long. RefSeq names its product patatin like phospholipase domain containing 8 (gene PNPLA8). Lineage: Eukaryota; Metazoa; Chordata; Lepidosauria; Squamata; Eublepharidae. The record is from RefSeq and is a predicted model, not a curated record. The coding region runs from base 189 to 2567 and encodes 792 amino acids. Gene Ontology annotation, cellular component: membrane. Gene Ontology annotation, biological process: arachidonate metabolic process. The transcript has 10 exons.